CAUGAUUUAUCAGAUUAUGCACUGGUUUUAUGAUUGCCUAAAACAACAACAACAACAACAACAUCCUUUCUUUUAUUAUCCCUUGCAGCUGCUUGUAGCAGAGGGGAAUUUCAAGCCUGGGAGGAGAGACGCGUAGCGGGCACCAGAUGCUGCGAUUGGUCGGACGCUCCACGUUGCUCCAACCUAAACAGCAGCGUAAAGCAGAGACGGCCGGAGGAUGAAGCAGCCGGAGCAUCCUCAUCAUCCGAGCCAGGCGCACGUAGCCUACGGUGGUGGAGGGGGGAAAAAAUCAAAAUAGCAACGUGUGACGGGUGCAGUCAGAGAGUAGUGAUAAAUUGGACAGUCGAGGGAUCUGCACCGGAUCCUCAACCUGCUGACAGCCAGGCAGCUACGCAGCGCCAGACAACACGGCGCUAUUUUUCUACCAUCCACUGAGGAGCAUCUGAAAGACUGAUCAUGGGUUCGUCCUCUGGGUAAUAUUGUCUGAGCUGCAACAAACGCAUUUGUAGGAAAAAAAAACACACACACAACAACACCAUGGGUUCCAGACUGAGCCGGCAGAGCAGCCUGGACAAUGAGAAUUUCUCCAAAAAGCGACGCAAGCUUCUGGAUAGCACCGGAGAGAGCGACAGGAGCAGCCGAGGCGGCGGGGACUUUCUGUUUGCACUGAUGCUGAAAUCGGACAAACUGCCUGGGAUGCUGCGGAGGACCAACCACAGCCCGUACAUGAGGCGAGUGGCGUGGAUCAAAGAGAUACAGAAGCUGCUCCGUGACCGCAGGAUAGAGCAGGCGACCGACGUGCUCAAAUUACUGAGGAAGGACCUUGGUCUGGAAGGCACCUCGCUCAACGACAUCUUGUACAAAAACGCUGCCUUCCUCAACCUGGUAGACCCAAUCUCACAUGAGCUGCUGCUCAGCCUGGCUCGAGAGAUGCAGUGUCCUAAGAAGGAUGCAGACACCAUAAAGUCUUCUGAUAAGAUUUGCAGACAGCUGAUCUACCACCUGACCCCGCACUCAAAGUGGCUGAGGCAGAGCAUGUCCAGACGGAAAUCCCAGGCCUGUCUGAAGACAACUCUACAGAAAAAGCUGUCCAGUGACUCCGUCGACCUGUCCGGCAUCCCCCUGUCCACCCGUGAUGUCCGUCAAGUCGCCUUCUACCUCCAGAACAACAGAGACAGCGUGGUGGCUGUGGACAUCAGCUUCACCGAACUCCAUGACGAGAACCUGAAGAUUCUCCUGCCUCUUCUUGCCUCGCUGCCCAAACUCAGCACCCUGGCUCUUAACGGUAACCGCCUCACCCUGGCGAUACUCAAAGACCUCACUGAGAUGCUCAAAGACCCCAAGAUGUUCUCCAACCUGGCCUGGAUCGACCUGGGCAACAACGUGGAUAUAUUUACCAUGCCUCAGCCGCUGCUGGUCGCAUUGCGUCGGCGCUGCAGCCUGAAGAGCAGCUUACCAACUAUCUAUGAGUACACGGAGGGUCAGCCCUACUGCUAUCACCUGGAGACUUCCAUUGAGGAGCCCAGCCACUACGAGGAGGAAGAGGAGGAUGAGGAAGAGGGGGAAGAUGAGGAGGAUGACAUGGGGAACAAAUUCGAGCUGGAGCCGUGGAGUUUGGGCGAGAAGCAGCUUUCCAAAGACUUCACCCUUCACUACUGUGAGAGGUGAUGGGGUCUUUCCCCUCUGAGGCUCUUUCAACUGUGGUUGAAACGUCCCACAGCACUCUGUUACCUCCUUCGCCCUCUCGCCCUCACACCACGAGCCUAGUCACCCUCUGAGGCACGGGGGAGACCAGUGCCCACAUUGUGAACCUCUCUUCCCGACACGGCUACCAAGCUAUUCCUAACCAUCUCUGAGUUAACCCACACAAGAUGACAGUGAAGCGACGGUCACGACGGCGGACUUACUGUGUUGGUGGAUGGCGCUCUUGGGAACGAGGUGCGGUUUCAUUGGAGGGGGGCUGGAAGAGUUAAUGAACCGGUGCUCGCUCUCUCUCUCUUUCUCUCUCUCCCUCUAUCACUCUAUCUCUCUCUCUCUCUCUGAUAGUGGCAGCUGAGGAGCCAAUCCCAAGGAGAUUUAGAUCAGUUGGUUGGAUGGAGGAGCAGCAUCCCGGCGGUAGCUGAAGUCGAGUUAGUUUGGAAACAGAGGGUCCCUCUGGGUUCUCCACCAGGACUGGGACUAUCUCUGGCAGGCAGGGCCUAGCUCCACAUUGUGUGUUCUCUGUUAAUCUCUCAACAAAAGCUAUGACACAAGUUCAACAGACUAUACAGCCGACGACCCGUCACGUGACGCCGGCAAAACUGCUAGGUCAAGACUUUUUGCGUUUUCCCCCCCUUUCCAAAUGUCCACUUGUGAAUACCCACGCAGCCCUUGUGUAGAUGUAAAUGAGGACACAAAACAUGGUUCUCUUGUGUUUCCAUGGGCUAUUUUUGUGCACUUUUGGUGAACAAAGCAAUCUUAGAAGACAACAGGUAGGACUCAACAAUGGGUAGCUGUUACUGAUUGUUUUUUUGUACUUGCCUAAAUGCUGAUAUUCACCUCUUUGUGAUUAUUGAGCUGCUGUAGUCAUCACCACAGUGUUUCAGUGCAUAUAUGACACCGCAGCCAAGUGUUAAUGUGGGCCACCGAGUCUGAGCAGUGCCCAAACUGCCCGUCCUACUGCCGUUUGUCUCUACAAAUAUGUUGUCUUUUCCAUUUAUUGAUACAGUCCUUCAGCGGCCCUGUGUUUGUUAUGAGACACAGCCAUGACUGUUACCUAUUGGUUAGAGUCUGUCUACAGUAGCACAUAAUGAUUAAGUUAGACUGACUGAAAGCACUUUAAAGGGGACUACUGUUUUUUUUAUAUUUCUGUUUCUCCAUAGCAUAUAAUCUGUGUACAUUGUUUAUAACAGGGGAUAUAUACAAAGCUGAACGCAUACCUCUUUACGGUGAAACGAUGACCAAAUGGCUCACGAUUGUUAGAGGGAUCACUGAAAAAAACAUACCUGCACCACCAGAUAUAUAAUAAAUGUUUAAAUGUGUGUUCUAUGUGUUUGUAACAGUAAAAUGUCUGAUUACUGCUGUAAUUAUUUGUGUUGGUGUUCCGUCUUUUGUCCGACUCUGUAAUUAUAACAAUGACUCUAAUUAUGAAACUGAGCGCAGUGACCUCCUGCUGUAAGCCUGAACAGUAAACAAAAAAGGGAUGCGGCUGACUGGAUGACACAGUAAAACAGGGAACAGUUCAGCAAAUGUAAAUUACAGUCAGAGCGGACCCCUUUCAUGUUGAAUGUGUUAUUUGAAUGAUGGAGAGCAAUGUCCACUCGGUUCGUAGUUUAUGUUUAUUGUCUCAACGUCAAACUCUUCCUUGUAGCCUUGUGUGUACUUGUCUCAUGCCAAACACUGACUGCCAAUAAA
Epinephelus fuscoguttatus (brown-marbled grouper) is the source of this 3393-nucleotide messenger RNA. It is a transcript of the gene lrrc75ba, whose product is annotated as leucine rich repeat containing 75Ba. Lineage: Eukaryota; Metazoa; Chordata; Actinopteri; Perciformes; Serranidae. The record is from RefSeq and is a predicted model, not a curated record. The coding region runs from base 538 to 1668 and encodes 376 amino acids. The transcript is spliced from 4 exons.